CUAGUACAUACAGAUCCACUGUUGAUCUAAGCGUAAACUUAUCCUACCCUGCCCUACCUUGAGGGCACUUAGUGAACUUUCAGCCCUUACACAAGCAACAACAUAUGAAAGAAAAAGUAAACAUUGCAAAUCUUUCAUACGUGUUUAUACGUCCAGGAGGAAAACAGUCAAUCUACACUGACUGCGCGCGUGACCGAUGCAGCAUUGACUACGUGUGAGUUUGGCUUUGUGAAUCGGUUUGCUUUCCUAGAUGCUGUUAACAUUUACAUGGACCAAAAGCCACCAUCGCUGAAACUCCGGCAUCUUACAUGAGGAUUUACACGCUGAGCUGAUGAUGGCGGACAUUAGGACUUAUAAUGUUGUUGUUUUGGGAAUAGGAUUUUUGCUCAUCUUUACAGCCUUCACCACCUGUGGGAAUAUCGAACAAACAGUGGUGAAAAGCUUGAACAGCACUAACUUCACUGGGAGUGGGUAUCACAGCCUUGGAAUAAUAUAUGGAGUCUUUUCCUUCUGUAAUAUACUAGCCCCCACUAUCGUUGCUGUAAUUGGAGCAAGGUUUACGAUGUUCUUGAGUGGCAUUCUUUAUAGUGGUUAUAUAGCUGUAUUCAUCAUUCCAUCCACAUGGUCCUUUUAUUUCACAUCAGUGGUCAUUGGCUUUGGGGCAGCCAUGCUUUGGACGGCUCAAGGACACUUUCUAGUGGAGAACUCAGAUGCUUCCACCAUCAACAGGAACACAGGAGUGUUUUGGGCGUUACUGCAGUGCAGUAUGUUGUUUGGCAAUCUGUACGUUUAUUUUGAUUGGAAAGGAAAAACUGAAAUAUCAGAUAGAGAAAGAAAGAUUAUGUUCACCGCUCUGCUGGUGAUCUCGGUACUCGGGACACUGAGUUUUCUUGCCUUGAGGAAGGUCCGUCAGCUGGAGGAGGCUCUGUCUGAAGAAGAAGGCCAGUCUCUGUUAUCAGCCAGAUUCAUAUAUAAACAAAAAGCAGCCUCUGCUGUGACAGAAGCUAAAACAGAGUUAAAGACGAUUGUGGAAAUCUUUAAAUCCAAAACCAUACUGUUGUUAAGUUUCUGCAUGGCGUACAGUGGUUUGGAGCUGUCGUUUUACAGUGGUGUUUAUGGGACUUGCAUUGGGGCCACAGAAUACUUUGGCAAUUCAGCAAAAGGCUUAAUCGGCAUCUCAGGCAUUGUGGUUGGAAUCGGAGAAAUCGUUGGAGGUGGAUUGUUUGGCCUGGUGUUGAAGAAUAAUCGUUUCAGACGCACAUCGGUAGUCUUCUUAGGGAUGGUUGUCCACUUUGUGGCCUUCUAUCUGAUAUUCCUCAACAUACCUGAUGAUGCUCCUGUGGUUCUACAAACAAGCUCACAGCAUAAUCCAUAUCUGGCACCAAGUGUGUCGAUCGCUCUGCUGUGCAGCUUCUUGUUGGGUCUUGGCGACAGCUGUUUCAACACUCAGCUCUACAGUAUUCUGGGCCGGGCGUAUGCUGAGCAGAGCGCACCUGCCUUUGCCAUAUUUAAAUUCAUACAGUCUGUUUCUGCAGCUGUGGCCUUCUUCUACAGCGGCUACGUUCUGCUGACCUGGCAGCUCCUCGUGAUGGUCAUCAUGGGCUUCAUAGGGACGCUGUGUUUCUUCAUGGUGGAGAGGAUGCAGAACAUGUCCGCUGACGCACAGGAAUAUUAAACUGAGGUCUUGCUCAGGACACACAUUUCAGUAAGCGGUGACACUUGCACUAUUUGUAUGUUGUAAUUAAGAUGAAAUUGUUAGGAUAAAACACUAGUGAUUCAUGAGGUGCCUUUUUUGAAAUCUGGACUUUAAAAUACAGGAUUUCUGGGGGUUUUCUCUAUUUACAUGCUUUGAUAGAUUAUUGAUAAUUGGGAAUGCAUUGUGGUGAUAUUGUGUUGACAAAUAUACUAUAGAGGUGCAUGAUAUUUAUCAUACAGUAUGUGAUAAUAUCAUAAUUGGGGUUUUAGCAAUUUGCUAGCUGACAUUAUUGGGAAUUUCAUACUAUUUGCAAAACAAACAAGAACACAUCUUGAGAGUUAGAAAUCUUAGGAAACUUGAAAUGAUAGUUAACGACCCUAUAAUUUAAUAUAUGAAAGCAAAAAAAGUUGUUCUUUUUCUCAUUUUGUUUAAUAAGUAAAGGCUGAUUUAUACUUCUGCAUCAAGCCGCGGUCGCAUAGCCUUCACCGUGGCUGACGCCGAUGUUGACUCUCACCUCUCAAAAAAUGUAACUACAACAUUGCAACGACGUAUAGCACAAGCUCUGGCAGUUUCUCAAUUCCAAGAACGCAGAGAACGGACUUGCAGUCUUGUGGAGAGCGGUCUUGCCAAGUGUCCUCGAAAGAACGAACUCGGGAGACCGCGAGGGCAGAGAACCCGUCCCCUGACAUGACCUUCACACCCUUUUAAUGGAAAAUUAUUUAAACAUUACAGCAUUCAUACAACAAUUUAUUGUUUUUCCCCUUUUCAAUAUAUAUACUAUGCAUAAAAACAUUAUAAAUAGACGUUGCACAAUAUAA
Molecule: messenger RNA, 2514 nt
Organism: Danio rerio (zebrafish)
Lineage: Eukaryota; Metazoa; Chordata; Actinopteri; Cypriniformes; Danionidae
Source: RefSeq, a predicted model, not a curated record